This is a messenger RNA of Bufo bufo (common toad), 1485 nucleotides long. It is a transcript of the gene DOC2B, whose product is annotated as double C2 domain beta. Gene Ontology annotation, cellular component: membrane. The transcript is spliced from 9 exons. Bases 145 to 1347 code for a protein of 400 amino acids. The record is from RefSeq and is a predicted model, not a curated record. Lineage: Eukaryota; Metazoa; Chordata; Amphibia; Anura; Bufonidae.
AGAGAGAACAACAUAGCCUGCAGCAGCAUCUCUGACCAUCUUUUCCAAGGGAAAUAUUGGCUUCUUUAUGUAGUUGAACUUCAAUAAACCACUCUCUUUCUGCAAUCCAUUCUCUGGUUUGGGUUUUGGAACAGAAUCGCAUGCAUGACAUUCCGAAAAGGAGAGAAAAUGACCAUAAGCAUCCAGGAGCAUAUGGCCAUUGAUGUGUGUCCAGGUCCCAUCAAGCCGAUCAAACAAAUUUCGGACUAUUUUCCUCGUUUUCCACGUGGUAUUCCCACCACCGUUACCCGUAGUAACUCCCUAAAAUCGAACGUGAGCCAACCAUCUGUUAGUCCGUCGGAAAGUUCUAAAGAGGAAGAGGAAGAUGUGGACAAAUUAUUCGGGGCAUAUGGAGCAGCUUCUACAACCACAACUACUAACACACUGCCUUCUAAACAAGAUGAGGAACUCGACCUGGAUGGAUAUGAUUCAGAUGACUGCACAACUCUGGGGACAUUGGACUUUAGCUUGCUAUAUGAUCAUGAAAACAAUGCUCUGCACUGCACAAUCAAUAGAGCCAAGGGCCUGAAGCCUAUGGACCACAAUGGACUUGCUGAUCCAUAUGUUAAACUGCAUUUACUUCCAGGAGCUAGUAAGGCAAAUAAACUAAGAACAAAAACACUGAGAAAUACGCUAAAUCCCACGUGGAAUGAGACAUUAACUUAUUAUGGGAUCACAGAUGAAGAUAUGAUCCGCAAGACUCUCAGAAUUUCAGUUUGUGAUGAGGAUAAGUUCCGCCACAAUGAAUUCAUCGGUGAAACAAGAAUUCCUCUAAAGAAACUGAAGGCCAACCAAACCAAAAAUUUCAGCAUCUGCCUAGAGAAACAGCUACCUAUAGAUAAAACAGAAGAUAAAUCUUUGGAAGAACGUGGGCGAAUUCUUAUAUCCUUAAAAUAUAGCUCACAGAAGUCAGGGCUUCUGGUAGGAAUUAUUAGAUGUGCACAUCUAGCAGCAAUGGACGCAAAUGGUUACUCUGAUCCCUAUGUGAAAACAUACUUAAAACCCGAUGAAGACAAGAAAUCAAAACAUAAAACUGCAGUGAAAAAGAAGACAUUAAAUCCAGAGUUUAAUGAGGAAUUUUGCUAUGAAAUAAAACACAGCGAUCUUGCAAAAAAAACUUUAGAAGUAACAGUUUGGGAUUAUGAUAUUGGGAAAUCGAAUGACUUUAUAGGAGGAGUUGUUUUGGGAAUCAACGCAAAAGGAGAACGUCUUAAACAUUGGUUUGACUGCCUGAAAAACAAAGACAAGAAAAUUGAGCGCUGGCACACGUUAACAAAUGAGUUACCGGGAGCUGUGCUCAGUGACUGACCUGAGUGUGCCCCUCUGCGUUGUGGUAGCACAGCUGUAAAGGAACAAGACACAAGCUAUGCCUUUGCCCUUGUCACAGUUUACCAUGACCAUGCAAAAGUGGAAAGAUGACUAGGAUUACCUUGCCUGUAAUGCUUU